This is a messenger RNA of Cladocopium goreaui, 555 nucleotides long. Lineage: Eukaryota; Dinophyceae; Suessiales; Symbiodiniaceae. The record is from the annotation of a GenBank genome assembly.
AUGGAAAUGAAGCGACUGGCUGCACACAAGAAGACCAUAAUGUGCAAGUUCUUUGAGCUGGGCCAAUGCACCCGUGGUGACCGCUGUACCUUCGCUCAUGGCUCUGAGCAAUUGCGACAGGCGCCAGACUUCUCCAAGACAAGGCUUUGUGCGGACUUCAUCGAGCACGGCAACUGCCACUUUGGCCGCAAAUGUAGCUUUGCCCAUGGGAAGCGAGAGCUUCGCCCCGGAUCGGCUGCCAAACUCGGACGCCCGGGGCAGCUUUUGGGCAGUGGCUGUAUGGGGCGUGGUGGCCGGGGCAUGGUGUCGCCGGGCCCCGUGUCGGCGGUCUACAUGAACAGCUUGCACGAAUCUGCUGCCAUGAAGUUGCUGUUUGACGCCACGGCACGCAGUUCCUUCAGCACGGGGGCCGAGUCGCUCAAAUCGGCCGAGGCCGACGACAGCUUUGGGUGCCACGGCGAUUUGUCGCCGUUACGGCGGCGGAGGUUUCGGGGGACCAAUGGAAUGGGGAGAUCACGGGAAGAUCACGGGAAUCAUAGAGUUAUCAUAUGGUAA